ACAACAAUUGGAUCACCUAAAGUGCUAUUUAAACCAACUUGAGAUACUUUUUACUCGUAUAUCUAAAAUUUAAUAAACUUCAACAAUAAAAACUCCCAUAAAUUCACCUAAAAUAACAGUCAAUCUAUAGAUACCUUGAACUGCCACAAACUAUUGAAACACAUGUACAUGUAACACACCUUAAAGUCAAUAUAUACAAGACUAUAAAAAGUCCCCAUUCUAUACCGAUAGGGGGCGCCCGCAUGUUCGAUUAAAAAGUGGGCGAAAAUACUCCGCAAACAUCACGAUCAAAAGAGCACGAAAAAUAACAAUUUUAACCUCCUCGGUCCAUGCUAAAGAGAACGUUCAAGUGAAAAAAUAUCUUAAGAUACUUUUUUAUUCCUUCGUAUAUCUAUACAAAGAUAUCAUUUGCAGUGCAGCGCUGCGAGGUAAUGCAGUGAAAAUGGAAUACACUGGACGCAUCGUUUCCAAUUCUACGAAUCAUCAACGGAUCGAAUUUUUAUUGUAGAGAGUGCGGUCCGGACCGUACGUAAGUUGGGUUUGUGUGUAUUUGUGUGGACGGAGUUCAAAACUCUCAAUUGCACUUGGUCGCGCGAUUGCAUUUGCAGCAGAAAUCCCAAAUGCAGCACAGCACAGGCACACUCAUCGUUCAGAUGUGCAGUCAUUGGCGGCUGUGGUAAAGUUGCAAACAAGUUUUGCGCGAAAUACUCGUUUUACUUAAUGCUGUCCGUUGUCGUCGGUUGGUCGUCGUUGCCGUCGUUGUCGUGUUGUCGUUGGGUCCGUCGGUUGAUUCUUGGUCUGCAUCCAUAUAUGAAUGUGUUCUUUUCUUAUUUCUAUCAACUUAAAUCUUUUGGUGAAUUAGUUGCAAAUGUUUAAAAAUAUAUCUAUCUAUAUUUAAAUGUGCAACAAAAUCCUUACCACAAUCAGUGCUUCCAGUGAGCAGCUAUAUAAAAGAUACUACUUCAUCUACUACUAGCAGCAACUCAAAAAUAAAAAAGUAUCUCAACUGCUAACAACAAAGAAGAAAACGGAUUUAAUAAACCUCAAAAUAAAUUUACAAAAGGAUUAAACAGCAAAGGAUUACAUUACCAGUAACACAACAACAAAAACAGAAGCAGUCAGCAGCAUAGUGGUAACUAUAGGUACCAUUGCUUGGGACUUUGGUAAAGGAAGGAACAGAAAUCCCGGCCUCGUAAUACAGCAUCACUUAUAAGGGCCGACGAACGUUGAACGUUCAACGUAGCUAGUCGCUUGUCGUGAACGCUUCCUCUCGCUCUCUUUCUCUCACAAUAUAAGGGAAUAGUGAUGCAUCCAUUUUGCAAUAAUUGCAUCCUCUGGCACCAACAUAAAUUCGAAUUUGAAAAUCAUCUAAUGGCUAAAAUUAAUGUCCGAAGAAAAAACUAAACGAAAAUAAAUAAAUAAGGAAACCGGAUUGAGCGAGAAGAGAGUGCAAAACAAAAGAACAAACUUUUCCGUUCAUUCUUUAGAGAUAUCAUCAGGCAAUUGUCGCCUUAAACGGGAAUUGAUUUAGGAAUUCGUUUCCAAUCCUCUGACCCAUCAACCCACGCCACACCCCCAGCAAAUGAAAGGACGAACGCAAAACAAAGAAACACACACAUAUACAAAAAUAAGAAGAACUCAUCUUGAGGACAAUAAUUUAUAAGGCGCCUUUCAAGUGAACAAAGUCAGAGAAUAAGAAGAAAAAAAAAGGAUACCUAAAGAAAAAGAAAAAUUGAACAACAUUCAAGAAGAAAAAAAAUUGAAAAAAUAACAACAACAACAAAAACAAACAAGAAGGAUAACUAGAAAACUAACUAUAAAGACAUGCAAGACGUUCGGAUUCGAGUUGAGCAGCCAACAACACAUGGCUCACCCAGCAGCCAACGACGACCAAUUCAUCUUCUCCCGCAAAUAAGUUUAUCUUGCAAUGAUAACGAUCCCCACAUACCACGCUCUCCUAGUUCUGAGGAGGAUAAUUCACCAACGGAAAUGAAUAACUGUAGACGAUUAGUUGAUAAACCGCCAUUGGUAAAACGCCUUACUAUGGGUCUCCUGCGGAACACAGAAGACAGUCGACCACUGGUGCACACAACAUCAUCCUCCCUUAACUCAGGUUCAUCUCAAACCAUCUCCGAUGGUUAUGUGAAUGAAGGCAUCUGCGAACCAGACAAAUUAAUUUCCGCCAAGUUUGGUGACUCCUGUCGACAAUCGCUAACGGCGAUUCCAUCGCUCGAGUCCCAUCGCCUGCAGGAUAAUAACGAAUUUAGUUUUAAAAAGAAAUACCUUCGGGAGACAAGCAGUGCAAAUUCAAGCCCAAAGAUGUUCGCUCCAACAGCACCUCUGCGGAUAGAUAGUCUUAGCCUCUCCGAACAAACCGAAUUAAAAGGUGCUGCCUGGUUUCAGGCUGGCAUUCCCCGUGAAAUAUCCCUUGAAGUGCUAUCGCGCCAAAAUCCCGGUGCAUUUCUGGUACGACAGAGCAGUACGAAACCUGGAUGCUUUGCAUUGUCAUUGCGUGUCCCACCUCCAGCACCAAAGGUAGCCCAUUACUUGAUCCUGCGAACACCACGAGGCUAUAAAAUCAAAGGAUUCACAAAGGAGUUCUCCUCGUUGCGGGCCCUAAUUACACACCACUCUGUGAUGCCAGAACUUCUGCCUGUUCCGUUGUCUCUGCCUCGGCCGAAUACGAUGUUGCCGCCGCGACGCGAAAUGGAAGACUUCGAUACAUACGGAUCACUGAACGACUUCCGGAAAAUGAUGUCUGACCUGAAUGUAUGACUUUUAAAAUCGGAUACCAGUCCUGCCAGAUGACCCCCGGCGGUGGCGGCGGCGGUACAUGCCAACCAUAGAAACGGCGAUGGUCAUGGUGGUGGUGGUGCUGACGAUGAUGAGUCCUUGAACCCUACAGAAAUGGAUGCAACCACCACCACCGCUACCACAAAUGCCAUUACCACCGCUGCCAUCGCCGACGCCGAUGAUAGACUCAUUAACAUCUCCGUCGACGAUUGCAUUGAUUCCGACAAAAGCCAGACUACCGUAGUUCGAGUUGGAAGCGAUGGUGGUGGCAGAGGAUUUGGCUCCAUGACUACGGAUUCGGAGGGGACCACCACCACCGCCACUGGUUGCAGCAGUAGUAGCAGCUGCAGCGAUAGUAGUACGAGUAGUAGUAGCAGUAGUAGUAACGGUGGCGAUAGUACAACCAACGUGCAAGCCCUGAAUGGCGAUGCAUGAAU
This is a messenger RNA of Eupeodes corollae, 3230 nucleotides long. RefSeq names its product EGFR adapter protein (gene Egfrap). The transcript is spliced from 7 exons. The record is from RefSeq and is a predicted model, not a curated record. The coding region runs from base 1825 to 2775 and encodes 316 amino acids. Lineage: Eukaryota; Metazoa; Arthropoda; Insecta; Diptera; Syrphidae.